CUUUUAUAUCGAAAAUAUAAUAACAAUAAAAUUUGAAAGUAUCUUUUAAACGCUACUAUGGUUUUAUUAGGUGAAACAUUUCCAAAUUUUGUAGCAAAUAGUCAAAUGGGUCCAAUUAACUUUCAUGAUUGGCUAGAUAAUUCAUGGGGUAUUCUAUUUUCGCAUCCAAAUGAUUUUACACCAGUUUGUACAACUGAGUUAGCUCGAGUAUUAAAAUUAAUGCCUGAAUUUGAAAAAUUAGGAGUGAAAGUUAUUGCACUAUCGUGUAAUUCAGUCGAUUCUCAUCGUAAAUGGAUUGAAGAUAUAAAAGCUUAUGCCGGAAUGACUGAUAAAGAAUUUCCUUAUCCAAUAAUAGAAGAUGAAACACGAAAACUUGCAACAUUGUUGGGAAUGUUAGAUCCUUUAGAAGUUGAUAAUAAUGGUAUACCUAUGACUGCCAGAGCAGUAUUUAUUAUUGAUCCUGCUAAAAAAAUGCGAUUAUCGAUCUUAUAUCCUGCUACUACUGGAAGAAAUUUUGAUGAAAUUUUGCGAGUCAUUGAAUCACUACAAUUAACUGAGAAGCAUAAAGUAGCAACUCCAGUUGAUUGGAAGAUAGGUGAAGAAGUAAUGAUUCAACCUAUUGUUUCCGAUGAAGAAGCAAAAAAGUUGUAUAACAAUAUUAAAUUUGUAUCAUUACCAUCAGGUAAAUCUUACGUGCGCAUUGUAUCGCAACCGCUGUAAAAAUAAUACUUUGCAAGAAAAACCAUUAUACAAUGUACAAUAUAUUUUCUUAAAUUAUUAAAAUCGAUAUUUGUAAAAAAAAAAAGGAAAAAGUACAUAUUUAAUAAUAUAUUAAAUUCUUCUCAA
This is a messenger RNA of Apis cerana (Asiatic honeybee), 846 nucleotides long. It is a transcript of the gene Prx6a, whose product is annotated as Peroxiredoxin 6a. The record is from RefSeq and is a predicted model, not a curated record. Gene Ontology annotation, molecular function: peroxiredoxin activity. NCBI's taxonomy places the organism in Eukaryota, Metazoa, Arthropoda, Insecta, Hymenoptera, Apidae. Gene Ontology annotation, cellular component: mitochondrion; cytosol. Gene Ontology annotation, biological process: cell redox homeostasis; cellular oxidant detoxification.